ACACAAACAAAAGCGGUUUCCAGUUUUCCACCAUCGUAUCAACGGCCCAGAUUCGAUAUCUUCCACUUCUACGGGGGAGCAAUCGCAUCCUACGGCUGAGAAUAACGAAAUCCCCUUCAACGCCCUCCUCCAUCCUAUAUAUCCGCCUUCUUCCGUCGUUUUCUCUCUCAAAUAACAUCGGAGAAUUUAGAUGGCGGCCGAACGCCCGGAGCAGGCAAAGUUUCCCUACUUCUCUUCCUCCCCCAGCUUCGGAAGAGCACCCGUCGAGUACGACAAGAAGUCGUGCGAUGGCCCCGACUCCCCUACCUUCGGCGGCGCUCACCGCGUGGAGCCACCGCUUCCUCCGGUCAAAUCCGCUUCCCACGGCAACGAGGACGACUACGACGCUUCCAGCGAUGACUUCGAGUUUUCCAUCGAAUUGAAAAGUGCUGCUGGGUUUUCCUCUGUCGAUGCCGACGAGAUCUUCUCCGGCGGGCGGAUGCUCCCCGUGUACCCUGUCUUCAAUCGCGACCUCAUCCGCCGCGGCCCGGCGGAAUCGAAGGAGAGCGAGAAGGCUGACCCGAUCCCCAUCCAGGAGCUUCUGAUCGAGGAGAAGGAGGCGGCCUCGGAGGAGCCCUCUCCGCCUCCACCGGUGCGAUGCAAGAAGAGCGCCUCCACCGGGGCGCUGAGGAGCCUGCUCCGGAACUUGACAAUAGGUCGGAGCCACAGCGACGGGAAGGAGAAGUUCGUGUUCAUCGAAGCGUCUCGGCCGGAAUCGCCGUCAGCCUCAUCGUCGGGGCCAGCAAAGAAGAAGGCCCCUAACAAGAGCGCGAAGAAGGGGCCGCGGACGGCGGAGGGAGAUGUGGUCACCGCUCACCGUCCUUUGUACGGCAAGGGAUUAAACGACAAGCCGGUGAAGGGACCGCGACGGUCAUUCUUACCGUACAGGCAGGAGCUAUUGGGGCUCUUCGCUCCGGUGAAUGCUUUUGCCCAUAAUUCCAAUAAAAGAAACUCCUAUUAUUAAAAUUCAUCCUUUUUCGUGUUAUUUUGUAGAGAGAAAUAUUUAUUAUUGAAAUUUAUUCUGAGCGACAUUUUUAUAAAAA
This is a messenger RNA of Zingiber officinale, 1082 nucleotides long. RefSeq lists its product as uncharacterized. The record is from RefSeq and is a predicted model, not a curated record. NCBI's taxonomy places the organism in Eukaryota, Viridiplantae, Streptophyta, Magnoliopsida, Zingiberales, Zingiberaceae. The transcript has a single exon. The coding region runs from base 191 to 1003 and encodes 270 amino acids.